Molecule: messenger RNA, 828 nt
Organism: Spinacia oleracea (spinach)
Lineage: Eukaryota; Viridiplantae; Streptophyta; Magnoliopsida; Caryophyllales; Amaranthaceae
Exons: 3
Coding region: 1-828 (275 amino acids)
Source: RefSeq, a predicted model, not a curated record
AUGGGUUGCGGAGGGUCUAAGCUGGAGCCAGAACAAGAGGCUAGGCUCCGACCGAUCCUCCGUCGGCGACUUGAAGAGUUCCUAACCAGAAGGAAUGGGGACAUCUCCAAGAAGCAACUCCUUCAAAACGACGGUGCCGUUUCUCAUGGUUCCGAAAGAGAAGAAGAAGGAGACGAAGAAGAAAUUAUUAUUAAUAAGGAAGAUAAAGCGCCUCGGCCUCCUAGUGCUUCUGAUGACGAUCAUUCCUCCCUUCUUAUAAAAGAUAACCCUCCUACCGAUCAAAAAAUUAAUAUUAUUUCACAAGUAUCAUUCCGUACGUUUUUAGAUGAUAAUGAGGAUAGUAGCAUUAUGAAAAAUUAUAAUAAUGAAAUCAAAUGUGAGGAUAAUAAAGGGGAUAAUAUUGAUAAUGAAGCAAAAAUAUUAUUAAAUGGUGUGGAAAAACCCAUGGGAUCAUCAAAAGAAGAAGAGGAUGAAUGCACAUUUGAUGAUCAUGAGAAAAUGGGCUACACUCCUGGCUCUCCAAGCUUUCGAGUUUAUUGUGUACAUUCUCUCGAUGAACAAGAAGAGCUUGAUGAUAAUGCAGGACAUCUUGACUCAGAAGAAUCUAUUGAUCACGAAGAUGAUACACAUUGGGCACGACAAGAAUCAUCUAGUUCAAAUAAGGUGGUAAUAGAAGAGAAGCCCAUUUUGAAGAAGCAUAAAAGAGGGAGGAAGUUUAAGAUGAUAGCAAUGCCAAAAGGAGGGAAACAUAAAUUUAACAUGAAUUCAUUUUAUCAGUUCCCUUGUAAUUCACAGAAUUCUCAUCUGGUUCAAGAAACAACUGCUUAA